UCCUUGGGGUUAUCUUUCUGGUCAUACUAUCUAGACGGGAUAACCCUUGGGAUAAUCAUAUCAAGUUAUUGAUUCAUUGGUUGAAAUUAAGAGUAUAAAUAAAGUUUUUUGAGUAACAAAUAAAAAUGGCUGACAGUAAAGCGACCGUUGGCAUUUCUGUCCUGGCCCUUUUCCUGGUGGUGGCGGCCGUGUCGGUGGCCGUGGUGGUUACCCGGAAAGAGGACAGUCCGUCGGAACACGACCGCGCGUCCACGGCUCCGCACGUUUCCACGUCGACAAAAAACGCCGUGGACAGCGUUUGCAAGCCGACUUUGCAUAGCGAGACGUGCAAGAAGAAGCUCUCCGCCGCCACCAACAGCACCGACACGAAGGAGCUGGUGGAAGUGGCGUUUAAUGUGACGAUGGAAGAGAUCUCGGACGCUAUGAAGAAGUCCAAGACUCUCCAGGACGCCGCCAAGGACCCCAGGACCUCUGAGGCGUUUAAGGUCUGCCAGGGCCUGUUGGAGGACUCCAUUGAUGAUAUCAGGCGGUCCUUGGAUAAGAUGCUGGACUACACCGCCGCCGCCUCCAAUCUCAAGCUCUACAUGAAUGAUAUUAAGGUAUGGCUGAGCGGGGCCUUGACGUUCGAGAACACAUGUCUGGACGGAUUCCAGGGCACGAAAGGGGACAAUGCGGAGAAAAUGAAAAAGCUAUUGGCGACAGCUCAACAGCUGACCGGCAAUACCCUGGAAAUGGUUAAUGAAAUCCAUGAGGCUAUAACCUCUCUCGACAUUCCAGGUUUUAGCCGGAGACUCCUCAAGAACCCGGGGGAUAAUAAUUUACCGGGAUGGGUUACCACCGCCCAGCGCCGCCUCCUCGAGUCAACGGCUCCGUUGACCCCUGACGCGGUGGUCGCUAAAGACGGGUCAGGGAAAUACAAGACAAUCAACGAGGCCAUCGCGACUAUCCCUCUCAAAGGGAAAAAGCCGUUCGUUAUCUACAUCAAGGCCGGCGUUUAUCAGGAAUACGUUGUUCUCACGAAGAAAAUGUUGCACGUGGUUUUGGUCGGGGACGGCCCGACAAAGACGAAGAUUACGGGUGACAGGAGUUAUAUAGGUGGGUUCCAAACUAGUGAAACCGCGACGGUUAUAGCUAAAGGGGAUGGGUUUAUGGCUAAGAAUAUUGGGAUUGAGAAUUCCGCCGGGGCGCAAAAACAUCAGGCCGUGGCUCUCCGGGUCCAGGGCGAUGAGGCGGUUAUAUAUAACUGCCGAAUCGACGGCUACCAAGACACUUUAUACGUGCACGCGCACCGACAAUUCUACCGGGACUGCACCGUCACCGGAACCAUCGAUUUUGUGUUCGGAAACGCCGCCGCCGUUUUCCAGAAUUGCACGCUGGAGAUCAGGAAGCCGCUGAUAAGUGCCGGGAAAGGCCAAUCUUGUAUGGUGACGGCCCAGGGGAGAGCCCAGGCCGACGAGCCGACGGGAAUCGUGAUUUUGGACUCCCAAAUCAUCGCCUCCCCCGAAUAUUUAAGCUCGCCGAGCCCGAUCGUGUCCUUCCUGGGCCGUCCGUGGAGACAACACUCGAGGACGGUGAUUAUUAACUCGAAAAUCGACGCGCCCAUCGCGCCGGAGGGGUGGUCGCCGUUCCAGGGGACGUGGGGACUGACAGAUUGUUGGUACGGCGAGUUUGGGAACACCGGGAAGGGUGCGGAUUUGAGCAAGAGAGCCAAGUGGCCUGGAAUCAAAGGGCUGAUGAGUAAAGAGCAGGCUGAAGGUUUUGGUCCUGGAAAAUUCAUUAUGGGCGACACUUGGAUCUCUGAUGCUGGGGUGCCUUAUGACGCCGGCUUAACGACCAAUCAACCUUCACCUUCAUCUUCACCCUCACCCUCACCUAGUUAAAAAAGAAUCUGAUAUUGAAAUGUAAUUGUGUGUCAUGUAUCAUCGGUUAGCAGUUAGAGUUCAGCUAUUAGCGAAUUGGAUUAGGUUAGUUCAUAGCGGGGUGUGUUAGCAUUUUUGAC
Molecule: messenger RNA, 1999 nt
Organism: Ipomoea triloba (trilobed morning glory)
Lineage: Eukaryota; Viridiplantae; Streptophyta; Magnoliopsida; Solanales; Convolvulaceae
Product: pectinesterase-like
Exons: 2
Coding region: 126-1880 (584 amino acids)
Biological process (GO): cell wall modification
Molecular function (GO): pectinesterase inhibitor activity; pectinesterase activity
Source: RefSeq, a predicted model, not a curated record